CCCACUACAUCCUCCAUUGAAAAUGUUUCCUUCGAAUAUACAUGUGAUCCAGGACUGCCCGGUGACCGGAGGCGAGCAGGCACUUGCUCGUACAACUGGCAGCGACGAUGAUCAUGCGCCGACUUCACAGAAACGCUCCCUGGGUCUUAUCCACCACGGCAUCAUGAGGGCAACUCGACUUGUGCGCGCGCAGCCGCCAGGGAAUUGGCCUCCCGCUCCUCAAGCUAGGCGAGCCAGCUUAUCUGACAUGGGUGUACCGUGAGACCCCCGCGGCCGUGACUCGCUAUGACGCAGCUGCCGCCUGCGAAUAGGUUCAGCUCAGCGGCGCGGCGACUUGGCCGACCAAUUGCAAUUCGCGCCUGCACCCUGGCCCUGCGAAGGCGGACGUCCACGAGCUUCCCCAUGCGCUCGUUCUCCCCGUUACCGGGGGGCGGACAUGGACGUCGCGUCCGAUUUCCGCCCGCGAGCUAUGCUCUGAGAUAGCAGGUGAGCGUGGCCAUUCU
Dichomitus squalens LYAD-421 SS1 is the source of this 503-nucleotide messenger RNA. RefSeq lists its product as uncharacterized. The transcript has 2 exons. The coding region runs from base 23 to 262 and encodes 79 amino acids. NCBI's taxonomy places the organism in Eukaryota, Fungi, Basidiomycota, Agaricomycetes, Polyporales, Polyporaceae. The record is from RefSeq and is a predicted model, not a curated record.